GUAGAGUAGAGGAAUGAGGAGGAAUCCGUAUAUCAAAAACUUAAACCUUUAAUUAUUUGGGAAUCUAAUCGUUCUACUUAGGCUUAAACUUAUCAUAUUUUCAGAUAGUUUUUAAAUAAUCUUUUUUAAAUUUAGAAUAAAAUUUUAUUUAAUAUGAUUGCUGAAGCUUUUUGAAAAUGUUCUUGUCAUUCGUAGUGUGGUAACAAGGGGGAGACACUGCAAUCAGGUUUGUUUUGUAAAGUUUGAAAGUGACACACUUCCGCUAUUGAGUCACAAAACAAAUUAGAUGGUGAAUUGUUGAAUAAUAAAGUAUGAAACAGAUACUAUAUUUAUUUACUUGAUUCUGGCUUCAGUACUACACAUAGUGUAGGGCUACAUUGUUUGAUUGUAAGUUGACGUGGAAACGAUGACACAUUUUUUCUAUAAAUAUAUAAUAUUAAUAUAUGGACAAAACACUGCUUUUGAUUUUGCUAAAAAUAAAUUGUAAAAUAACCCAGACUCCGGACUUCAAUAUAUAAAUUAUAUAUAUUUCCUAUACUACUGACUACUUAUCUCAUAUUUAGAAAGCAGGACUCCGUUAUCUAAAUAAAGUGAAUUUAGUGAUAUUUUGGUAAAUUUGUGUUAUAAGUUGGGCCCUAUAUUACUUAUUUAAGUUUUUAUUGUUUGAGUAGCCUACUAAGUAGUGUAGUCAGUGUGUUAAAAUUUAUCAGACUCCUACCUACUCAAGUUAAAUUCCACCAAGUUUAGUUAGUAGUAGUAGGUACAAAAUGAGUAUAUGAAGAUGUAGUGCUUGAUUAUAAUUAUUCUACUUAGUACAGUGUGGUAGUGGUAGGUUAUAUUAGAAAUAAAGGAGCUUAAGUUUCAAUAAGAAAUUUGAAAUAUUAAGUUAUUUGGCUAAAUUAGAGUAAUAUUAAUACUGAAAGUAGGGCUAGGCUAAUUAAACUUAUUAUUAUUAUUAUAAAACAUAACUUUACUUGGCUACUAUCUAUCGUACUCUUCAGUAUCAAUACUCAAAAGCUUUAAUUUUAUAUUAUUAUUAAUAGUUAAGCCAUAGGCAUUGUCUAUCCUACAAUCUACGCUAGAAUUGAAAUUUAGGCUUAGGCCUAAGGCUAAUUGAUAGUUCGAAGAGACUGGAUGGGGUGAGUUGAGCCCUAUAAAUAAUUGUGGAUCCUCAGUUCAAUUUGUUAUUGUCGCAAUGCUCAUGUGUACAACAAACAAAAUUUCCUGUUUUUCCAGUAAAAAAAGACAAACUCAAAUAUUUUAUAGUUUGAAAAAAAAUUCAUAGAUCAAAAACUACUUAAGCUAGUUAAUUUUUGAUUAUUUUUUCCAUAAAACUUUAUAAUUUAUAAAAUUAAUUAAAAAAAUUUUGUCAAGGCUAAGGCUAAGGCUACAUUCAAUGAAUUAUCCCAAUAUGUGUGGACAGAAGCAUUGUGCCCCACCUAUAGCAAAUUAUACCUAGGACGCUUUGCGUACUACCCAUCACAAAUUAUGCAUUCUGUGCAUCUCACCCUACCCAUCAUUGACCAUUUAGUUUUUCUAGGGCUUACUGAAUUUAAUGGUCAUUAGGGCAGUGAACCAGUUGUCAAAUAGCCUAGUUUAGGCCAAAGUUAAACUUUAGUUAGGGGGUCAUCCAUAAAUGUUGUCAUGCAUCUAGCGGGGAGAGAUGUCACUUAUUUGUGAUGAUCUAUUAUGAGGUUGUCUAAAUUGGGUGACAAAUCUGUGAUUAUGGUGGAGGGGUAAAAAAUUGUCCAAAAUAGUGUGAAAUCAUUUAUGGAUGGCCCUUAAGUCUUAAGUUUAGUUAAGAAAUUAUAAAAUAGACCCUAGGGCUAAGGCUAAUUGAAUAGUCCCAAACCCAAGUAAUCACAGAUUUUAAAUUCAGUUAUGACACUCCAGAAAUAAGACUUUACUAAAUUUGUCCAAUAAUUUUUUUAAAAAACUUUUGGGCUUAGACCAGGGCCAACUUACUAUGCUGUACACUGGCAUAAGUUACUGUGUGUACUUAUUAUUAAUAAUAUUAAUAAUCGAAAUCUGUAAGCCUUAGUCUAAUUUAUUUUUUCUUUCUGUGUUAAAAAGAUAGUUUUUGUUAUUAUAUAUAGCCUAGCCACGGGGCAGACUAGUAUAAUUAUUAGUUCAUUAAAGAGAAUAGUAAACCAUAGAAAAAGAUUAAGGCUUAUUGUGCCCAUUUUUAAAUUCAAUUAUUUUGAUAAAUUGUAUUAAUGUACCGGUACUGUAAGUCUUAAUAUUUAACUUGAAUAUACUAAACUUGACAGAAUUGAAGAACCUUGUAGAGUCUUGCUUCAUAAAGGAAAGUCUUGUCUUAACACUUGGGAUUUAGCAGUGUUAAAACGCAAAAUAUUGGUAAGCCAGUUAACUCCUUUAAAUUUGGCUUCACCGAAUAGGUAGUCUUUAUUCAGUCCAUCACUGGGCUUAUCUUAAAAUGUUUCUCAUUUAAUAGAUUUACAUUAGUGCAGGCCUGCACAACAUGCGGCCUGCCAGCACCCACUUGGCGGCCCGAGAAGUAACGAAAAAUUCUUUAUUAUUAUUAUUUUCUUAAUAGCUUUCUCCCCAUGCUAUUAUGUUUCGGCCCGCACAAGUUUUUUUAUAAAGUAUUACGGCCCGCACACAUUUUUCAUAAAGUAUUAAGGCCCACCUUACAUUUUGAGUUGUGCAGGCCUGCAUUAUUGUAUUUAAUUUAACUUAUUAAUGUAGAGCCAGCAGUCUAAAAACUAUUUGAUAAAGUAGCUACAUUUGUGGUGAGUGUGAGUUAUAAGUAAAAUUUGCCAGACUAUAAUUUAUAAUGAUAUUAAAACCCAAGAAUUUAUGCAAUUUAAAUGUAAAUUAAAUAAUAAUUAGUUUGUCAUUUUGCUUAGGUAUGAUUUUUUCCAUUGAGUAGUGUAAUGAUAGUUACUUAACCUCAUCUACCUAGUAUAUUAUUAAUUCAAUUAGGUUAUAUUAUAUUAUACAACUAAUAACAUGUUCAUUUAUGCUUUGUUUUAUUCAUUUAAUUUCAGUUUGAGAAAAAUGAAACUUCUUUCCAUUGCUGUAUUGAUUAAAACACCAGAAGGAAAAGGAAAACUAUUAACUUCUAAAAAUGAAUUAUCCUCUUUUGGCUAUUUCCAGAGGUCUACGUAAGUUGUUUAUUACUUUUAAAAAAAUAAAACAUCUUUCAUGUUCCUGGGAUUAAGUAUUUAAAAAUCAAGUUUUAUUUGUAUAGCUUCAAUAAACUAUGUGGAGCCACUAACAUUUUAAACUAAUGAGUGAAAUUUUAAAAAAAUAUUGAAAUAAAAUUCUGUCACAACAUGACAGAAAUAAUUAGCUAAUUUAUUUACCUGUUUCUUGGGUAUAAAUAAUACUGAUACUGAUAUUAAAAACACAAAAUAAUUGCUAAUAUAAAAGUUCUCCUUACCUUAAUUUAAAAAAAAUUAAAACAAUCAUAACUCAAUGACUGAUAGUUUUAGAGUUAAGAUUUUUUUCAUUUAAAACUUCAGGAUACUUCUAAUUAGCAACAUAUAUAAUAUAUUUUGACAAUAUUGUUUCUUUUGGUCUCAUAUGUGAUUAACUAGAAAAUUCUAUUUUGUGUAUUACUUUUACAUUUUUUAUAUAGUAUGUUUCUUAUUUUAUUUAGAAUAAGUGAAUUUAUGACCUUUACAAGCAAGAUUCUUGUAGAAAGAACCGCAACUGCUUCAAGGGCAUCUGUGAAAGAGCAAGGUAGUCAUUAUACAUGAACCAGGCCUAUUUUCUGCUAAUUUUAAUUUAUUAUGAUAUUUGAUGUAAUAGUUGUAUUGCUGAAUUUUCUUAGAAAUCAGAAAUUUCCAUUAAAUACUUCUGAGUUUGAAAAUGAUUUUUUUCAUUUGGUCAUAUUUUCCAGAAAACAUAUGUCAUGUCUAUGUUAGAAGUGACAACUUGGCUGGCGUUGUAAUUGCAGACCAAGAGUAUCCACAGAGAGUAGCUCACACAUUGAUCAACAAGGUACAGCUAGCUCCCUCUUACCAAACUUUUAAAUAAAAUAAUUAAAUAACAUUAUGAUAAUUAGUUUUCUAAAGUUUUUAACAAUUUUGUUCAGUAUUUAUAUUAAUAUAAUGUUUAUAGAAAUUGUGGCUUGAAAUUAGAACCAGACUUGAUAUGAAUUGUUGUGGCAGAUUGCUAUUGAUUAUCAUUUCAUUACAAAGUCAUUAACAUAUUUUAUGCUCCAGAUAUUUUUAAAAAGUAUAUUGUUAUAAUGAAAACAGUUUUACUAUUAUUGAUUUAAUUGUUACUAUUAACUGCCUUGUAAAAUAAAGUAAUAAGGAUUAGUUUUUGGAACACAAUCAAAUAAUGAGAAAUGGUUCAAAUUAUAAAUGUAUAUUAUUUUACAGAUUCUAGAUGAGUUUCAAGAGAAAUGCCCCAAGUCACAAUGGUCUUCGAUAAAAGAAAAGUUAGUGUGUUUUAAAGUUUUAAAAAGAUUAUAUAUAAUGUUAGAUUAGAAAAGAAAUAUUUUUAAAAAUCAAUCAUUGUCAAUCCUUUUUUCCCCCCUAGUUUAAAGACCUAUUUUGUUUCUUUCAGUGAAGCACCUUUCCCUCAGUUAGCUGAAUAUCUACAGAAGUAUCAGGUAGAUAAACACAAAUUUUGUUAUGAUGAUGUUUUGUGGUGAUCUGAAUUAUGUUUUACUAGGGAGAGGUAUCUCUCGUAUGAGAUCUCCUCUUGGCACUCUGUCUAGGGAUUCAUUUAAUUAAGCCAAAUUGCCGUACUGACAUAAUAGCCUAUCUAUAUACAUAUACAUAUAGACUGAAACGAAGUCUUUGUUACAGGAGAAAAUAAUUAUAAGUAUUAAUUGACUAAGGGUGUUUACAAUUUACUUAGUAGUACACUCUUGAUGAAUAAUUUAUAUACAACAAAGGGAUAUAAUAAAAUUAUAAAUGUAUAUCAAUGAAAUACAAGUGUCCCUAACAUACUGACAGUGUCCCUAACAUACUGACAGUGUCCCUAACAUACUGACAGUGUCAUCAUUAUUAUUGCUAUAUUUGCUCAAGGUCUUAUGUUCAAUCGUAGUGGACUUAAGCCUUUAUAGUUGCACUGAUGAUCUCGGUGGAUCAGAAAUGUGUGGGAGUUCCUUCUUUUCAAGAAGUGUGUCCCCCGUCCCGGUCUUCGGAGCUUUUCCAAGCGAAGCAAAGUUGGACUUCCCGGUCGUAGAUUCCGUGCGAUCUCUGUGAUGGGGAAGUAAACUCUCCAGGGAUAAAUCGGGGGUGGUAAGAGUCCCUGGAUCUCAAGGUCCUUCUAUUAGCUGUUGGUAGUUUGGUGUGGGAUGUAAAUCGAUCCCCUAGUUCCAGCUUCAACGUACGUCGGUCUAGUAAGAAUAAACCAGGCUAAAGGCAUAUUGAUACAAAAUAGACAAGUAUCCAGGCGAAUAGUCAUAAGCUGACAAGUCCCGAUCCAACAGCAACGAAUUCAGAUCGAUGUAUGGAGGGUGACAUAGCUUGUACAUAAACAUCCAAUUUGUGGAUAGAUUUAUAAAUCUUUGUCAUUGUUGGCGUAAGCAUAUGUUGCCUCACAACAAUGUUGGACCAAGUGAGCAUUUUAAAUAAAGUAUGGGACUUUGAAUCAUUAAUAACCAUUUAUUUCAUAGGUACAUAAUAAUUUAAUAUACAUAUUGUCAUCUUGUUAAAAGAGACAUCGGCGAGUUGAAACAACAACCUACCAUCUCUAUGAUGGGAUGGCGGUGUGUUGUAGCCCUCUGCAAAGUCAAUAUUAGAAUACAUAAUAUAUCAAUCACAAUCGAAUCCUUGCUACAUAAUUAUAUGAACAUAACAAGUGCAAUAACAAAAUAUAAAAAUCAUGGUUCCGUACUUACUAGUAUUCUAGGUUGCAGUUAAUGAUCAUGCUAUGACGUCCUAAGUCUAGUUACCUCCAGCGUUCACAAUCAAGUGAUAAGAUCAUAAAAGACAGAUUCUGAUCUGCUCUUGCAAUUUAUUUAAGUUGGUUGAUAUUUAAUUGGGUGGUUUAAAUGUUGUUUGUUCUCCAAUCCAAUGAUAAUCACUUUUAAUGUUGUGGGUUUGACCUUCUACCAACAAAGUUUAUCGGGGAGAAAGGUGGGUUUACGGUGGAAGAAUUUUAUAAUGUCCAGCCUCAAACCAUCACAUCAACUAAAGCAACUUAUUUACCUACUAGCUAAAUGCUCUAUUCAGGGUUGCAGUCUGGAAAAUGGGAAAUAGUCUGGAAUUCAUUGAAUAAUUUGCCCGGUCCUGAAAACCGGGAAAAUGGGCCUUCUUGUAAGGAAAUUUUCCGGAUAGUCUCGAAUUUUUUAAUUUGUACAAAAUAUUAAUAAAUUUAGCUUUGGAGGCCAUGAAAAUUGAAGUUAAUCACAGAUCGUGUCUAUUUUUAGCCUUUCUGUUAUCAAAAGGACCUUGCCAAAAUGCGAGUAGUUUCUCCUUAGCUGUGCAUGCGUUUUGAGCGCUACGAGUUUCUAAUGCCGCACUACUUUGAUAGACCAGAAAUAUUUAAUUUCUGUUCAGUUUGCCGAUGAGAGAUGUUUGGGUAAGUGAAAUUCUAAAAUAUGGUAAACAAUUAUUUGAAUCUAGUUUUCAAUUGUGAGGCAAACAUUAUAAAUAGAAAACUAUUCAUCAAGGCGCUGUCUCAAAUGUCUAAGCUUAGCGUACUUUAUGUCUUAGUCUUAAUAAGAUGAUUUUCAACGGUUUUACUGAAUUAGGCAACACAUAUUUUUUUUGUUUAGUGCAAGGCAGCCUUUAACUUUUUAAAAGACUUUAAGUUCACUUUACAUUUAAUUAUGGAGUAGGCCUUCUAAAUUUAAAUAGGCUAAUAUGAUUAAGUUAUUUUGUGAUGUUAUUUUGGCAUAGAUUAGUUAACUAGUUUGCUUCUGAUUUCAGAAAGUUAUUUAAAAGUUAAUAAAAAAUAGUUGAUUAGACUCGAUACAUCAAUUCAGUGAGCUCAACAUAACUGUAUUUAGUUAGACUUUAUUUAUAUUUAUGCAUGCCUGUGCUCUAGGUAGGGUAUACUUUACGGUAUUAUACUAUCAUUCAUAAGCACAGUGGCGGGAGCAAGGGUUUUUUUUGUUUUUGUUUUUUGUGUGUCGGUUGGGGUACCCUUGGAGACCAAAAAAAAGGGGGGGGGGUGCAAUGAUCCAUUCCCCUGCGGAAAAUCCCGACUAUGCUGUUUCAUAUGCAUAUCUUAGUAUCUUUUCUGACUCUGUAUUACCGUAGUUUAGUAAUGGUACAAUAUAGUCUAUAAGAUGUAUGCCUUACUGUAAAUUAUAAACAUAAUAUGAUAAUAUAUUUUAUUUUGUUUCACUAUUCAGGAUCUAGGCUCCAUAAAAUAAUGUCCAACAGUUCCUUUAAAGACUAAUGGUCAGGACAGCUAUCAUGAUUGAACAAUUCAUCACUGCUUCACUAUGCUGGAAAUAUUGAUAUUGAGUAUUCAGGGCGAAAAUAUUUUAAAAAUGUUACUCAUCUGAUGAGACCUCAGUUUUAUCAUCUAUCUUAGGUGUCCACUUUGGCAACUUCUCAGCCAAGCUCCCAAUUUAUGUCAAAAUAGGAAACCCUCUUUGGAGAGAUUUUAUAGAGACUAAAGUGUGUUGACUCAAACUACCGGUAUCCAUUUUCAUCACAAAGAAGAGGACAUUAACUCCAUAUAAGAAAAUAUGCUUUCUACGUGUGGUAGCUAUACAUAUGUUCUAACAUGCCCAGGAGAACACACUGCAAAAGUUGCCCUAGCACUUUAAAAGUAAACAUCAACAAUUUUUCAAGUCUAAGUAAAUUGAAAAAUUGAAAUUUCUUGGAAUUUCAAUAAAUAUUUAUAUGUAUACACCUUAAUUGCUUAAUUUUGUGUUCAUUUGUGUUGUAUUUCAAUGUUGCUUUACUUUGACAAUUUCAUGGUUUUUAUAUUAUCAACAAAAACGCUGCAUUGUGAUACUCAGGAAUUUUUUUGUUUUUAGUUGGGAAAAAGUAGGGAAUUGUGUUUUUAAAAAAAGAGUGGGAACCAAGUCUAUUUGUAGUAGUUGUAAUUAAACUUAAUAAUAUUCAUGGAUGCAUUAAAAUAUGGUUACUCACAAAAUGCAUUAAAAUUUGUUUUUCAGAAUCCCAAAGAAGCUGAUGCUAUGACUAAAAUUCAGUCAGAGCUGGAUGAAACAAAAAUUAUUUUGGUGAGAAAAAUUAUUACAUUGUUUCAUAGAAAAAAUACAUUUUUAAAAAGUAUUUAAUUUAAAAUAAAAUUAAUUCUGAAUUUUAUGAUUACAUUACUGUUUUAAUUUCCCAGUUCAGAUGGAUGCGCCUGCGUGCCCCAAACAAUCAUUUACAUAUUCCUGAUCAACAUAACUUGUAGUUAGUUAGGUCUCUUGAUGUUAUACAAUAAUGUAGUUAAUUUAUUAAUAUAUUUUGUUAAAAGAAUGGACACUAAUUUUAGUUUAUAUCAAUUUUUUUUUCAAAGAUUUAUCCACAAAUUAUUACAUUUUGAUGUAAUAACUAAGUACCCCUACUGGUAUUUAAGAAUCAAAAUACUUUAUCCCAAAUGAGCCAUAGCAGGUUUUAAUAAAUUAAAAUUCUAAGCUGGUGAUGCUCUUUGAUUUGCUCAAACUAUGGGCUCAUGAGUAAGUAAGUGAGUUACAGAGUAAUUCAUAUCAGGUUUUAAUUUUGCAAAUCCCCUUUAAUAGGUUGUGGCAUUGCUUACUAUUGGAAUCGCUGUUACUAUUUAUUUUGUCAAAGAUAAAAGAAUUAACUUAAUAUUUACAGUUUAUAGAUUUGCCUAAUUUUUCUUGUGUUAGUUCACAUUUUGAAGUUUUUAAACCGGUUUCAGAACAAGAUGUCAGAAGUGUUAUUCUGCUAAACCUACGUCAUGUUCUUUGGACCCCAUCCCCACCCCUCUGUUGGUUGAGUCGUUAGAUCAUUUGCUCCCAACGAUAACCCAUAUAGUCAAUGAAAGCUUGUCUUCUGGCACUGUUCCCUCUAUUUAUAAGUCAGCUGUCAUCAAACCAUUGCUUAAGAAGCCUUGUCUGGAUGAAAAUAAUUUUUAAAAACUAUAGACCUGUAUCUAACUUAUCAUUCUUAUCUAAAGUCAUUGAAAAACUAGUUCUAAAACAACUUUUUGCUUACUUAAACUCCCAUUCUGUCCUAAUCAGCCGGCCUAUAGACCAUUCCAUAGGACUGAGACAGCUCUCUUGAGAGUCACCAAUGACCUCUUUCUGGCAUUGGACAGCAGUGAUAUCUCCAUCCUGAUCCUCUUAGACCUCAAUGCGGCCUUUGACACUGUUGACCGUGAAACCCUUUACAAAACCCUUGAAAAUUACUUUGGAAUUUCGGGAUCAGUUUUGGCUUGGUUUAGGUCCUACCGCUCCGAUAGAACGCAGGCGGUCACUGUCGAUGGCUGUCUCAGCAGUGCUGACUUGGUGUAUGGAGUGCCACAGAGGUCCGUUUUGGACCCGGUUCUAUUCACCAUGUAAACCAGGCCACCGCUCCUUUUGCUCAGGAGGAAUGCUGUGGAGAGCCAGUCAUUCGCAGAUGACACACAGCUAUACAAGCAUACCCAUCCCUCUCUUUUCCAUUCUGCUAUCAGGACUUUGAGGGAGAGCAUUAAUGAUGUCAAGACAUGGAUGACAGCUAGUUAAAGCUUAACGAUGACAAAACGGAAGCACUCCUUAUUCACGAUCACAAAUCAUCGUCUAACUCAACUCUCCCCACUUCAUUUCAUGUAGGUAACUCCGACAUACAGUUUACAUUCUCCGCUAGGAAUCUUGGUUAUAUUUUGUCUAAAAAAAUGUCUCUCGAUAAUCAUAUCUCUCACAUUUGUCGCUCUGUAUACACUGCAAUUCGUCAGAUCAGCUCCCUCCGCCACUACAUCACAUUUAGUGAAAUAAAAACCCUAGUUUGUGCUCUAGUUCCCUCUUGUCUUGACUAUUGUAACUUUCUUCUAUCAGGUUCACAAAACACUUCUUAGAAAAAUUACAAAAGGCUCAAAACUCAGCUGCCAGGCUAAUUCUAAAGGCAAAAAAAACGUGAUCACGGCACACCACUACUUUAUUCACUUCAUUGGCUCCCUGUACAAGCACAGAUUGACUACAACUCUCUGUUCUCUGCCACAACUUUUUCUUGAAUUCCUCCCCUUCCUAUCUAACCGAACGUCUCUCUUCUUAUUCACCCCUUCGACAGCUUCGCUCCUCCGCAAAUGUGCCCCCAAAGAAUGGAAUUCUCUUCCACUACACAUUUGCAAUAAAUCGACCAUCACAGCCUUCAAAACUGCACUCAAAACACAUCUCUUUAAACUUUACUAUCCUGACUGAUUCCCCCCUUCUGAUCAAUAAACAAUGGUGCUGGGUAGCUGUCCAUGGCUUGACAUGUAAAUAGUUCUUGAAUGUGCGGAGUGAAUAUACAUUUGUUUUGUUUUAUUUAAUUAAUGUAUGUAAAUUUUUAAGUUCUUGAUUAGUUUAUUAAAUUGUAUGUACAGCGUGGUGAGCCCAGCCCUAGGCUGACGUACCCCGCUAUAUAAAACCAACCACUAAUAAUAAUAAUAAUAAUAAAAAAUUGUAAUUUUUAUGUAUUUCUCUCCAGCACAACACAAUUGAAGCAGUGUUAGAAAGAGGAGAAAAAUUAGAUGACUUGGUAGAGAAAUCUGAAGGUCUCAGCAUGCAGUCUAAAACUUUCUAUAAAACGGUAAUUUUUUUAAAAACAAGAUGUUGCUCGACAUAAAAUUCAUUAUUUUAACCAUUUAACUAUAGUCAUUGGAUGAUUUCAAGAAUACUAUGCUUUACUGUAUUUUAAAAAAAAAAAAUAAUUAUACGUUAUUUAAGGUUAGAAAUCUUUAAAAAAAACUGUGCUAAAACAUUAGUUUCCUCAGUAAAUUACUUAUUGUAAAAGUGUAAUAUUAAAUUGUUUUGUUAUUAUGUCUUUUGUUGUUCAUAAUUUUCUAAUAAGAUAAGAUAAAAUUCUUUUAUUGAUCCAAACAAAUGGAAAUGUUUAUUUGAUUGCAUAGUACAUUUUCAGCAUACAUCUACAUUAAAUUAUUUCACUAGUGAAAAAAUCAGCCAUUCAGUGAAUUCUCUUAGCCAUAUCAUGGACUUAUUAGUUCUCAUUAAGAUUUGUGACUUCAUGGGGAGCAUGCUGGUAAAUUCGUACAGAUUGGGGAACAAAAGAAUUUUUCUAUCAUUCAGUCCUCGCCCUGAGAGAAAGAAUUUGUCCCAAACAGGCCGAUCCUAAGAAUCUGGGAUGAAGAGGGUGGGAUGUAUCAUCCAAAAUUUGUUUAGUUUUACAAUAACAUCUUUCUUCAAUUAAUUUUUCAAGUGAAGGAUGUUUAGUUUGUGUUCUUAGCUUUCUUGAUUAGUCUGUUUAUUUGGUGUUUAAUAUCAAAGGAUGAAUUCCCACACCAGCAGGUAAUAUUGAAAUUAAGUAGGCUUCCAAUUGUUGCACUGUAGAAUAAGUUAAGGACUUGUUUGUUUGCGCCGCAAUUGUACAGUUUUUUGAGGUAGAACAGACAGUCUUUGGUUGAAUUUCUUAUACAGCAUUUGGCAGUGCUCAUACCAUGUUAGCUUAUUGUUAAUGGCUACACCUAAGUACUUACAUGCAUCUACUUCUCUACACUUUUAUUUUUUAUACUGAGAUCUGUAAUCUGGUGUUUCCCCCUCCUGAAAUCAACAACCAUUUCCUAUGUUUUUGAGACAUUCAGCUGUAGAAAAUUUUCAUCACACCAAUUGAUAAAGCUUGUAACUAAGUUGUGGAAUAUAAGCCUUCUCCCUGAGAUAUAAGCCAACGAUGGUGCUAUCAUCAGCAAAUUUUAAUUGGAACGGUGUCGCUUGAGCUCUGAAUAUUAUUGGUAUAUAUUGUACACAGUACAGGCCCCGGUGCUUAUUUCUCUGGUUAGAGAAUUGGUCAUUUACCUUGACACAUUGUGGACCAUUUGUUAAAAAGUUCAGUAUCCAAGCAUGAUUAUUUAAAUUUACACUUAACAAGGAUGGUGUGGAUGGAAAAUGUUAAAUACUGAUGAGAAGUCUAAGAAAAGCACUCUGGCAUAUUUUUUAGGGCUGUGUAGGUUAUGGUAAAGUCUCUCCAACAAUAGUAAGAUAGCAUCCUCAGUGCUUUUGGCAGGUUUAUAAUUGUAAGUAAACUGGUGGGGGGUCAAGUUUUUUCUUCAUUCAAAAUUUGUCUCAGAAUAAGUUUCUCAAAACAUUUCAUUACAAUAGAGGAAUAGAGGUAAGUGCGACAGGACAUAAGUCGUUAUUGCAAGUUACCUUAUUUUUCUUUGGAAUUGGUAUGAUCUCUGAAGUUUUCCAAUUUUGUGGUAUUGUGUGAGUUACAUAAGAUUUAUUAAAUAUGUAAUAAGAAAAUUCAGGAGAGCUGCUCUGAGCAUAGUUUAACGAGCCGACCAUUUAAUUUGUCUGGCCCCGAGGCCUUGGCUGCGUCCACUUGUUUAAAUAACGACAUCACUUCCUGUUCGGUGAACCUAGUUUUAAAAUAAUUAUUGCCCAGUUUGACGUUUUUUCCUAUAGAUUUUACUAAAUGAAUUGAAGUUUGUGUUAUCAAAUUUGAUUAUUGAAACGUGAUCAUUAAUUUUUUUAAAUAUUCUUUUUCAGGCUAAAAAGACAAACCAAUGCUGUACUAUACUGUGAGGCUCACCAGAUAUAAUCUAGUGUAAUUUUAUAAUGAACUACUUGUUGUUGUCUUUGUAAAUAAAAUACAAAUAUUAGAAAUUAAAUGCGACACAGAAAUGCUAUCUCUUGCUCUGUAUCUUGUAACAGCUUCUUCUUAUGUUCAUGAUUUUCUGAUAGUCUUGUCUUUAAAUCGUUCAACUAAAGCCAAAUGGUGCAGAAGGUUUUGGUAUAAUAUUUUAUGGUAACAAAUUUUCAUUUAUAUUUUAAAAUUCAUACAUAUUUUAAAAUAAUACUGGUAUUUAAAAGAAAAAUAUUCUCUAAAUAUGUAUUUUUCUUCAGGUAUUUUAAGUAUUAGAUAACUAUUUUCAUAAAGCCUUUAGUGGAAACAUUUGCUGAUUUUUAAAAAGAAUCUUUGGAUUUGAAUUAGUCUGUUUACACUGCUGGUGGCUAUCAAUCUUUUCAGUUGAAACUAGUCAACACAUUUUAUUUCAAUAGUGGUUUACAAUUAAAAAUGUUUUUUUUUAUUUUUAACACUUAUAAAAACAAAUAUUUUUAAUGUCUUUGUUGCUUCUUUUUUUUUAAAGUUGUGUAUUGUUUAGGCAUCUUCAUUUUAUUUUUAUCAUAACCCCAUCAAUGGUAAUUUGGUUAAGAUUAUCUUGAGCACAAAAUAUUUAAAGUAUAUUGUGCACUCAGUGGAUAAAACUGUCUUAAAAUUAUUUCAAACUGUUUUUUUUUUAAAUUUCCUGUCUGUAAUAAUUUUUGGUUGUAAAAUGAUUGAAUAUUUGAAAUAACUAUUGAAAAUGAACAAUUUGGAGGUUAUUUUUCACUAAUACAGUACUACUACAUUAAAUACAUUAAUAAAAGUUUAACACAUUCCAACUUAAUCAGUGAGUGAGUGUUCCAUUGUAAACUUGCCAAAAAGCUAUUACAAGCCAGAGCUCAUUUUCUAACAAUGACUUUAAAAAAGCCAAGUACCAGCUUGCUGUUGUUUAAAAGGGGUGGGAAAAUCUUGGCAUACCUGAUUAGAGAAAAGGUCUGGUGAACAUCUCUAGCUCCUUAUAACCAACAAGAGAUCUCCUCUGUGUCUGUUCCCCUACAAGUAUAACAUGUAGCUGUAGGAUGCUGUUAACGUUUAAGUCACCACAGUAUUUCCAAUUAGAUAUUUUCAGCCACCAAUGAUCAGCCUUAGUAAGCAAAAUAGCAAUGGGACAAGACUCCUACUCCCUGUUAACUUUUGGACAAAAACAAAGACCCACACCACUGCCAGAAUACUCCAGGAUGUUCAGAAGGCCUUGUAGUUUUAUGUUUCAGAUUGUAUUGUAUCAAUUUUCCAUUUUGUAAGCGAUGUGCAUUUCUUACUUUUGCAUGUUAUGUUUUUAACUGAAAUAAUUAAAUUGGUUAGUCAUUUCUAUCUCUUUACCUGGCAUCCUUCGCUCUGUGAGUGACAAAUGUUGCAUUUCAUUCGAAUACACUUGUAUAGAUAUAUGAAAUGGUUAUUAUAUAUAGUUGUUGAAAAUGAAAAUUAAUUUUGUUCAGAAUUGUUGAGAAUUGCGAUUAAUUUUACUUGUAAUUAAAUUCUUUAUUACUACUACAAAGAAAGUUUUAAUGGGGAUAUAGGACCAGUGAAUAUUGUGAACAUUGCAUUGAGAAUUUCUUUGUGCAUUUCUAUACAAGAAUUAAAUACAUAAGAAUAACUCAUUUGUUAUCCACACAGUCAGGAUAAGUGAUUUCAAAAUGGAGAAGAAACAAAACUCUCAUUAUAAAUAGAUCCUCUAGGCAUUAACUUUUUCAAAGUUAAGUUUUUAAAAUGUAAGGGAAUAAAAAAUAUUUCAGAAUAGUAACUAAAUUUUUCAAUUUGUAUCUGAUUCAGUUAUAUAUAACUUUGGUCUUUGUACAUAGUUGUAAAUGUCCAUCUGUUUUUGUUUUUUUUUAAAUAAAAAAAAAAAGGAUCCGUGAAUGACCAAAAAAAACAACACCCUAUCUAAACUAUCUUCAUUGUUAUUGGAUAAGAGAUGGUGUUUAUUUAUUAAUGCAUGAGUAUUAAAGCAAUUUAUCUUAAUUGUUUUUUUAGUUAAUGAUGCUAUUGGUAUGAGUAUUGUAAACCUUGUUUGUUAAUAAAAAGUUAAUUAAAAAUUAUGAAUU
Lymnaea stagnalis (great pond snail) is the source of this 14704-nucleotide messenger RNA. The record is from the annotation of a GenBank genome assembly. NCBI's taxonomy places the organism in Eukaryota, Metazoa, Mollusca, Gastropoda, Lymnaeidae.